Molecule: messenger RNA, 1827 nt
Organism: Penicillium odoratum
Lineage: Eukaryota; Fungi; Ascomycota; Eurotiomycetes; Eurotiales; Aspergillaceae
Product: putative transporter
Exons: 6
Coding region: 1-1827 (608 amino acids)
Biological process (GO): amino acid transmembrane transport
Cellular component (GO): vacuolar membrane
Molecular function (GO): amino acid transmembrane transporter activity
Source: RefSeq, a predicted model, not a curated record
AUGUCUUCCAGGAAUGCAGACGCGUCUGAGAAUCAGGGAUCCUUGAGAUUCCCGGCGAGCUCAUACGACUACGGUCACCUGGGUGGAGGAAACCCGAUCGAUGAAGAGACCUGGGGUCGACAAAGGUCAUCUUCAUUUUCUCGCCUUCGACAAGCGGGUGGCCCGAAUAGUAUCGACAACUUCGCUCGCUCAUGGCAAAGAGCAGCUUGCUUCCCACAGGUGCUCCCGCGACGCGCUUCAUUUGUAUCGGUAGAUUCCGACGAUGAGUUCGACAUUGCGACCGGGGGAAACUAUGGUUCCAGGUCGGAAAUAGAGCGCCCUCUUCUCUCAGAGGACGAGGCGGAUGACGACGCACAGGAGGAGCAUGGUUCGAUGGCGCAUGCAAGUCCCAGAAGGGGCCUUCCAACCACCGGUCUUCUUGCAUCGUCUUUUGAUCGAAGCAUUGCUACCUCCUAUGGCACUAUCUCGUCGCGAGUAAGUGAGUCGGCCAGACAAAAUGCUAUUCAGUUUCAUCGUGAGUACCUGGCCCAUGGAGAUGGCUCGGAAGACCCUGGCCGAGAACCUCUGCUUCUAAAGCACGUGGAGCAUGAAAACGGUAUACAUGAAGAAAUUGUCAUUGGCCAAUCGACCGUGCCACAGACUGUCUUCAACUCGGUCAAUGUGCUGAUCGGCAUUGGAUUGUUGAGUCUCCCGCUCGCCAUGAAAUACGCGGGGUGGCUGCUUGGUCUACUGUUUCUUGUUUACUCGGCUGGAACCACUUCCUAUACGGCCAAGAUCUUGGCCAAGUGUCUGGACGUGGAUCGGUCUCUCGUUACGUAUGCCGAUCUUGCUUACAUUAGCUUUGGACAGAACGCUCGUCUCAUUACUAGUUUCCUCUUCUGCCUGGAGUUGCUGGGAGCAUGCGUGGCCCUGGUUGUGCUGUUUGCUGAUAGCUUAUAUGCUCUGGUUCCAGGCCUCAGUAUUCUCCAAUGGAAGAUGGUGUGCGGGAUGGUGUUGGUUCCACUGAACUUUUUACCUUUGCGAUUCCUUAGCGUGACUAGCAUCCUGGGAAUCAUAUCAUGCACCUCAAUCGUGAUUCUGAUCUUUGUGGAUGGCUUAAUCAAGCCAGAUGCCCCUGGCUCUCUACAACAACCUGCAAGCACGUUUCUCUUCCCCGAGAAUUGGGCCACUCUGCCCUUGAGUUUUGGCCUUAUUAUGUCACCCUGGGGCGGACAUGGUGUCUUUCCUAAUAUUUAUCGAGACAUGAGACAUCCCAAGAAAUAUGGGAAGAGUCUCUGGGCCACAUAUCUAUUCACAGGUUCGCUGGACUGUUCCAUGGCCAUCAUCGGCUGGCUUAUGUUUGGUGACAUUGUUCGCGAUGAAGUCACUGCGAACAUCCUCAGCGAGGAUGCCUACCCCCAAGCCUUGUCCGUUUGUAUUAUUAUUUUUGUGUCAAUCAUCCCCCUAAGCAAGGUGCCACUGAACGCCCGACCUCUGGUGGCAACAUUUGAAGUCAUCUGUGGAGUUGGCGUGGGAGCCGCAUCCACACGCAGAGAGGGAGCUCAAGAGAUCAUUCGAGCUUUAGUUCGUGUCUUCACCGUGGCUCUCAUUGUCGUCCUUUCCGUUAUAUUCCCGGCCUUUGACAGAAUUAUGGCCUUCCUUGGGUCCUUCCUGUGCUUUUCCAUCUGCAUCAUCUUUCCUCUGGCCUUUUAUUUGAAGAUUUUUGGGAAGGAAAUUAGCCGGCGCGAGCGAAUCCUGGACUGGUUUCUGCUGAUCACGUCGACAGUUUUGGCAGUCGUGGGAACUAUUUGGGUAUUUUUGCCCCACGAACUGAUCUCUGGGGCAUAA